Penicillium egyptiacum is the source of this 294-nucleotide messenger RNA. The record is from the annotation of a GenBank genome assembly. NCBI's taxonomy places the organism in Eukaryota, Fungi, Ascomycota, Eurotiomycetes, Eurotiales, Aspergillaceae.
AUGAAGUUCACCGCUACCACUAUCGCUGCCAUCGCCGCCGUCCUCCCCAUGGCCAACGCCUGGAUCUUCACCACCUGCAGCGGGCAGUGGGACGGCGAAAACAACAAGGGCUGCACCAAGUCCGCCUGCAAGGGCGGUGACACUAUUGACUGGGAGGCCACCUGGGGCUCCGAUUGUGUUCUUCGUGUCUACAGCGACAGCUCCUGCAGCAACCAGAUUGGAAUUGCAUCUGAUGACUGGAAUGAUCACCAGUUGAGCAAGGCCAUGGGUAGCUUCCGUGUUUCGUCUUGCUAG